AUGAAAGCGGGCGAGAGGAUGCAUCUGUUGGACUCCAGGCUUGCAGUCGGGACUUACACAACUCUGUGGGAGGAUGGGACCAGCGGCAUCCCUCCGUCAUCUUCACCUGGCCUGGCCUUGCAACCCACUGAGCCAGCUCCGCAGAGCAGCCAUUACUGCCAUUCCCAGAAGGGUCCUGGCAGUCACUGCGACCCCAAGAAGAGGGCCUGGCGGCAGCUCUGUGUGGCUUCUGCCUUCUGCCUGUUGUUCAUGAUUGGGGAAGUCAUUGGUGGGUACCUGGCACAUAGCUUGGCGAUCAUGACAGAUGCAGCCCAUAUGUUCACUGACUUUGCCAGCUUGCUUAUCAGCCUCUUCUCCCUGUGGAUGUCUUCCCGGCCAGCCACCAAGACCAUGAACUUUGGUUGGCAUCGAGCUGAGAUCCUGGGUGCCCUGCUCUCUAUGCUGUCCAUCUGGGUCAUGACGGGGGUGUUGCUGUACUUGGCGGUGGAACGGCUGAUCUCUGGACACUAUGAGAUUGAGAAGGAGACUAUGCUGAUCACGUCGGGCUGUGCUGUGGUCAUGAACAUCAUAAUGGGGUUGAUUCUUCACCAGUCUGGCCAUGGACACAGCCACAACCCCGAGCACGGCCACAACGCCAGCCAGGAGCAGGGAAGCCCCAGUGUCCGAGCUGCCUUUAUCCACGUCAUUGGAGACUUUCUGCAGAGCUUGGGUGUUUUGGUGGCAGCCUUUAUUUUAUACUUCAAGCCAGAGUACAAGUUUAUAGACCCCAUCUGCACCUUCCUCUUCUCCAUCCUCGUCGUGGGGACAACCUUGACCAUCCUGAGAGAUGUGAUCCUGGUGCUGAUGGAAGGGACCCCCAAGGGCGUGGACUUCACAGCCGUGCGGAAUCUGCUGCUGUCCAUGGAGGGCGUGGAAGCCUUGCACAGCCUGCACAUCUGGGCGCUGACCAUGGCCCAGCCUAUCCUGUCUGUCCACAUCGCCAUCGCUGAGAACGCAGAUGCCCAGGCUGUGCUGAAGGCAGCCAGCAACCGCCUGCAGGAGACGUUCCACUUCCACACCAUGACCAUCCAGAUCGAGAACUACUCUGAAGACAUGAAGGACUGUCAGUCCUGCCGGGGCCCCUCAGACUGACCACCUGGCCAGGCACCAACGGGGCGGGGAUAGGCCUGCCGAUGGCUGGCCCCCCUCACCACCCCACCCCCCCCCGCCCCUGCCAGGCUCAGCCAGGUCUCUGCCUGCCCUGGAGAACCAGGUCCUUCUCCUAAUCGCUGCUCCAUGUUCAGUGUCAAGGGGCAUUGUCCAUCUCUGGGAACGGGUUCUUCCCUCGCCUCCCUCAUCUGACUACCCCCAGCCCCAGGAGGGGAACCUGGCAGGUAUGGAGCUGGUGUGACCACGUUCCUCCGGCUCCUGGCGGGGCAGAGUUUAGGCCUAGUCCUCAGCUAAUGCCACCCCACCACCAGCCUCUGGAAAGGCAGUGAGGCACAGAGACGGGUGGCAGAGGGGAGGCCGGCCUCGCUGUCUCCUCACCUGCCUGCUUCAUUCCCCAUCUUCGGUCUGUCUGGCCUCUGCCUCAUGCAUCUGUGAAGCAGCUCUGCAAACCCAGUCCCCUUCCUCUGCCUCUGACAAUACGCUUUAAGGAGGCCACGGGCCCCAGAAGGCACCUGAGGCUGAUCUGUGCCUGAAUCAUCUCACUAUGAUUUCAUUUCACAUUUCCUUUUCCUGGAGGGAGGGGGCUUCUGACUAGGUAAGGACCUGCUGAAUUCUUCUUUCCUUAUCCCUCCCUCCCCCAGGAAGCUGUGCCAAUGCAAAGGUGCCCUGGCAGGAGAGGUGGAGAUGGGCUGAGAUUUCAGCUUGGGUUCUGCCCCCAGCAGCCCCAGAGCUCGUUGGCCACUCCUCUUGCUCUGACUGUGUCCUGGGGUCAAGGAGCCUGAUGUCAGAUAUGGUUGGGCCAGCUCCAUUGUCUGUGUGUUCUGGCCUGCGUGUCGUCCUGGACGACAAAGUGUGUAC
This is a messenger RNA of Odocoileus virginianus texanus, 2007 nucleotides long. RefSeq names its product solute carrier family 30 member 2 (gene SLC30A2). The record is from RefSeq and is a predicted model, not a curated record. Gene Ontology annotation, cellular component: plasma membrane. Gene Ontology annotation, molecular function: zinc ion transmembrane transporter activity. NCBI's taxonomy places the organism in Eukaryota, Metazoa, Chordata, Mammalia, Artiodactyla, Cervidae. Gene Ontology annotation, biological process: response to zinc ion; zinc ion transmembrane transport.